Messenger RNA from Ooceraea biroi (clonal raider ant), 4414 nucleotides. It is a transcript of the gene sty, whose product is annotated as sprouty signaling antagonist. NCBI's taxonomy places the organism in Eukaryota, Metazoa, Arthropoda, Insecta, Hymenoptera, Formicidae. Gene Ontology annotation, biological process: negative regulation of Ras protein signal transduction; negative regulation of MAP kinase activity; negative regulation of fibroblast growth factor receptor signaling pathway. The record is from RefSeq and is a predicted model, not a curated record. Gene Ontology annotation, cellular component: membrane; cytosol.
AUGAAAAGAUUGCUGCGACAACUGGUGCACCGCGGGACAAACGAAGACGGGAAGAGGGCGCCUAAUGGCGACGUUAUCCCGGGACCCCCGAUUCGACCCCCAUUCGACCUCUGUACCUCUGGCGCGGCCACUCUCGGCCACAGUGCCGAAAGUGUGGAUACCUCGGACAACAACCCGCCCCCGGCGCUGCCCCCGCGGCGGCCGCUCCGACCGCUCAACGCCGCCGUCGUCUUGAGGUGCGGGGACGCGCCGCGACGUCCGGCGUCAACGACGACGACGGAUAAUACGGCAGCGACGGCGGCUACGACGACGACGGCGCCGCCGACGACGACGACGCUGACGCCGGCGACGACAAGAACGGCCACGUUGUCCACAUCCCACGGCUCAACGACCUCCCCGGCCGUUGUUCAAGUGUCGCCUCAGCCGCCGCUCUUGACGCCGCCCCAGUAUCCUGCGCCCCCACGGCCCCCUAGUCGUACUGGUGGGGAUGAAGCGCGUAUCGCGAGGGCGAGAGGAAGCGGACGCGGAGCAUUACCGAGCCCCAUCCUCGCUAAUGGAACGCCCUCGUCGAGAGUGCCACCACCUCGCGCGGGCUGGGCAGUGCGGAUUACUACCGAGGCGACACUUACCUCGACGUCAAGUCAGCGUCCAUCGAUUCCAGGUACACCGUCGACGGUCGCCGUCGAACGAUGGGCUAGCGAGCGGACGGCACCGGUUUGGACGGGUCGUGCCGCAGCAUCGUUAUCACCCUCGUCAUCAUCAGCAGCAGCAGCAGCAACAGCAACGGUUGCAAACGCAGGAGGAUCGUUCUCCGCAGCGGAUCGAGCAGCCAGAGGACCAGCAACCAGCGUCGCUGGUAUCCGUCUCGAGCGUCGUUGGAUCGAGGAUAGGCAGGAGCUGGAGGCGACGAAGAAGGUGGAGCAUCGUCCGCAGCAGCAGUGUCGUCCGGAGACGCCAGGGACGUACAGCGUCCCGGGAGCAGCAGGUCGUCCGGAUCAUCUGAGUGGUCGGCCGAUGUUGCGUAACAAUGCGAUUCCGCCGCUCACGCGGCCACCUCCCUCGCGCGCGAACAUUGCCGGCGUCUUUACCGUCGGUAACGAGGACUGCAUCGGCGUCGUCGGCGAGGACGCGGAUCGUUCGCGUCUGGUCUCCGCAGAGACACGCGUGCACGAUCAUAGCCGGCCGUUCCCGCCACCGCGGUUACCCCUCGUGCACGUGACGGCGUCGGUACCCUCCGUGCCGCCGCCGCCACCGCCCCCGCCGGUGUCGCAGUUGGGUGUGAUAACGACGGCGCCGGUACCCGGGACGCCGCCGGCGUCCCGGACAGCGCCUCUCACCAUGCCGCUGACUCCGCUAUCGAGUUCCUUCCGGAGCAGGCCGUCCCUGCGUCGUCCGCAGAACGUUGAGACGUCGUCGAGCGACGCGAAUUCCAGGAGCCUGCUGUCGCCGUCGUCCGCGGACACGAUAACGACGGCAACGACGACGAUACCGUCGUCGCCCAGGAGUCCGGUCGGCGAGGUGAGCCUUGCCACGCCGCGACCGGACGGCGAGAGGACCAUCAACGAGUACGUCGAGGCGCCGUUCAAGCACUCGCGCUGCGGCCAGGAACGACGCCUCGACGCCGAGAGCAAGACCGCCGGUGACUGUCCGAAGGCGGAGAGAAGGCACCACCAUCACCAUCAUCGUCAUCAUCGGGGCCAUGAGGAUACCACGGUGGUGCCAACGCAUCGAGCGCGUGGUCGCGCGAGAGGGCCGAGUCUACGCGUGUUCAGUAGCAGCGCGACGACCGGCGCCGGCCCCGUCGCCACGUCGGCGAGCGCGGCGGCCGCGAAUGCCGUCACCAAGCAGCCGGUAUCUUUCACCAAGGAGCCAGCCAACACCCUCGGCACGAGGACCGGCUACGAUCCAGCUGGCCUGUCGAUCAUAUGCGACUUUUGCGGCAGAUGCCGAUGCGAGUCGUGCCGGGAGCCGCCACCGUUGCCGAGCAAGUGGCUCUGCGACAACGCGUGCCUCUGCUCGGCCGAGACCAUCCUGGACUACGCGUCCUGCCUGUGCUGCGUAAAGGGACUCUUCUAUCAUUGCGUGGACGGCGGUAGCGGUGGCGGCGUCGUCGCCAGCGGCAUAGACGGGGAGACCGCCGCGAUGAGCUGCGCGGACGAGCCGUGCUCCUGCACCGGCAAUCGCACGGCAUCGAGAUGGGCCUGCUUGAGCGCCCUGACCCUCAUGAUGCCCUGUCUGUUGUGCUACUGGCCGCUCCGCGGUUGCGUCACCCUCUGCGAGGCGUGUUACGCGCGUCAUGCCGCGCAAGGCUGCCGGUGCAAUCCAAACGCGGCUGCGAUCGGCGGCGCCGGCAGCGGCAGGCAUCACCCGAUCGCCAACGACAUCGGAGACUCGAGGGACCCGGAAAAGAGGCUGCUGGACCCGGUGACGCCGGAACUCUGAGCAAGGAGUCCUACCUGUACGAAGAGGAGAGACACCGCGCGCCCUUCACGUCGUGUCGACCACCAGAAAGAAGGUUUUCUGGGCCAGUCGAGGGACAAGCGCAAGAUCCCUGCUCUGAUGGACGUGUCGGAUGGUGCGCGCGGACGCGCGUGGCUUGGAGGGAGCAAAAGUGAAUCGCAUCGAGUACAAGAGUUGCAUUUAAGUCGAGGUGGGACGAUAUCGGAUCUUGACGAACCUGUACGUUUGACGUCGCGAAUGUCUUUAUUUAUUAUUCUUCCAUGAACGAAGAGAAGAGCACGUGUGUACGCGCGUACGUAUGGCGCGGAGGAUGGCCCAUGUGGCAGAGAAUGAAAAACUGUGCGCGCGUCCGUCUGUCUGUCGCGUGAGUGCGAAUGUGCGUGUGUGAUACGUAUGUUAACGAAUGGACGUUUGCGUGUACGUGUGCACGUGUCGCGUUUGCAUGCGCGUUUGUUUGACGAACGGCGGAGAGGAGCGAGGUACGCGAGCCAAAGCGUAUCGUCCAGACAUACCACUUACGCGCAUAGAUAACUCUAUACAUAAAGAAUUGUGUACGCAUUGUACGCGUAUGCCGCGCGUACGCAUCACGCGCCGAGCGAAAUCGAGCGAACGGUAAUAUAUCGGGGUCUGGGGAGGGGGGAGGGGGGCAUCACACAGAUACACAGAGUAAAUAAAGAAACUAAAAAGUAUAUAUUAUAUAUAUAUAAAUAUAUAAAUAUUAUAUAUAUAUAUAUAGAUAGAUAGAAAUGUAUAUUGUAUAUUACAUUUGUAUAAAGAAUAAACUUUUCUACGGUUAAUUUAUUUGCGGCUGUAACGCUAAGUGUAUGGUUCAUGAUAAGAGCGGGAGACAGACGAUUGGUGGAACAAGUCGGAGGGGAGGGGGAGGUCGAAAAAUUGUACCAAUGAUACGUGCGCAUGGACCAAUAUGGCCGCUGGAUGAAGCUCGCUGGCGUGACAAAUUUUCCGGUUGAAUGAAAUUGGAAUCAGAGGAAGGAAGAAAGAGAGAGAGAGAGAGAGAGAGGGAGGGAGAAAGAAAAAGAGAAAAAAAAGAGAUGGAGAGUCGGAAUGCCAAUUUUUGUGUUAUACGCAAUAUUCGUAACAUUUAUAAAUAGUGGCAUUCGGGGGAGGGGAGGGGGUGGAGAGAAUGCGUUGCGCGUGGAAGCCAUAUUGCACGAGCGUUUCGUGAGCAGAGCAAUGGGAAAGGGGAGGGGAUCACGCGCGCGGAUCAUCGCGAGAGGUCUCGCGUUUCCAUUUCGUUAAUGUUUUAUCCAGUAUUAUCUAGUCCUGCGAGCGCUCUUUUUAUCUCAGUUAAGCGUUUGUUUUCUAGGAACGGGCCAUGCGGCGUGCACGCGUGGGAGUGGAGACGCGAGAAAGGGGGAGCUCGCCGCCCCCGGUGAUCUCGCUCGCUAUAAAUAGAGACUCAAGAUCGGUAACGUCGCGGACAAACUCGCACUCGCUUUUCCCGCCGGUCCCGGCGGAUCGUGAACUCUCUCUCUCUCUCUCUCUCUUUCUCUCCAUUUCUCUCUUUCUCUCUCUCCGCCGCUCCCUUCUCGAGCAGUACCAAGUGCAGGUCUUAACACCAGAAUCUCUACGAAAUUUCAAACUUCAAAGUCAUCGAUCAUAUCGCUUUUCCUUUUUUGCGCAUUCGCAAGAAUGCAAGCGCGAUAAUUGGAUUCUCGUGUUAAACGCGUUGAUCGACCGAAAGAAAUCUGUCGCGAUCCACAGCGGUGGCAAUCGGUCAGUCGAUCAAAGUGGCAGGGUCGCGUAACUUGCGUGGUUUUGGCAUUUCGGUGCGAGGCGUGGGUGAGCGAUCGUGUGCGAGCGAAUGGGCGAACGUAACUGGGCCGAUCGCAUAGGUGAGUAAUCACGAGUGGACGAAGAUGGAUCGAGUAGCGAUGUCGUGCGGACAGGUGCGGGUUGGUUGCGAGGAUGGUUUGCUUGAUGUAAUCCGAGA